Calidris pugnax (ruff) is the source of this 1337-nucleotide messenger RNA. RefSeq names its product aldo-keto reductase family 1, member D1 (gene AKR1D1). The transcript has 9 exons. Gene Ontology annotation, cellular component: cytosol. The coding region runs from base 223 to 1203 and encodes 326 amino acids. Gene Ontology annotation, molecular function: steroid dehydrogenase activity; Delta4-3-oxosteroid 5beta-reductase activity; ketosteroid monooxygenase activity. The record is from RefSeq and is a predicted model, not a curated record. NCBI's taxonomy places the organism in Eukaryota, Metazoa, Chordata, Aves, Charadriiformes, Scolopacidae. Gene Ontology annotation, biological process: bile acid biosynthetic process.
ACACGUGGCUCAGCCCCCCCCCCAAAAAGGCACUCCCCGCCGGCGAAAGGGGGCAGUUCGUACCUCAGCCCCUGCAGAGGUGCCGUCGGUCCGGUCCGAUCCGGACGGUCGGUCGGUGGGUGCCGGUGCGCAAGUGGCCGCCGGUGGCUGCGUGAACGGCGGAGGCUCCCGCCCCUGCGGAGGCAGUCCCAGGUUCGGGGGGGGGCCCUACCUGCCGGCGCUAUGAACCUGACAGCCGAGAGUCACCGCAUCCCGCUGAGCGACGGGAACAGCAUCCCCCUCUUGGGGCUGGGCACCUACGCCGACCCCCAGAAAACUCCCAAAGGUACCUGUUUGGAGUCGGUGAAGAUUGCCAUUGAUACUGGUUACCGUCAUAUCGACGGUGCCUUUGUCUACUACAAUGAGCAUGAAGUGGGACAAGCCAUCCGGGAGAAGAUUGCUGAAGGAAAGAUCAAGCGAGAAGACAUCUUUUACUGUGGCAAGCUGUGGAAUACCUGCCAUCCCCCAGAGCUGGUGCGUCCCACGCUGGAGAAAACGCUGAAAAUCCUGCAGCUGGACUACGUUGAUCUUUACAUUAUUGAGCUGCCAAUGGCUUUCAAGCCUGGAGACGCAAUCUAUCCAAAAGAUGAAAAUGGAAAAUUUAUCUACCAUGAGACAGACUUAUGUGCCACUUGGGAGGCUAUGGAAGCAUGUAAAGAUGCAGGCUUGGCAAAGUCUAUUGGAGUAUCCAAUUUCAACCGCAGGCAGCUGGAGAUGAUCCUGAACAAGCCAGGACUUAAGUACAAACCUGUCAGCAACCAGGUCGAAUGCCAUCCCUAUUUCACCCAACCCAAACUCUUAGAAUAUUGCAGACAACACGACAUUGUUAUUGUUGGGUACAGCCCAUUGGGAACCUCAAGGGAUGAAACCUGGGUUAAUGUGUCCUCCCCUCCUUUACUGAAGGAUCCUGUGCUGAAUGCCAUUGGCAAAAAGUACAACAAGACAGCCGCACAGGUUGCUUUGCGUUUCAGCAUCCAGCGAGGGGUAGUGGUCAUCCCAAAAAGCUUCAAUCCACAACGCAUCAGAGAGAAUUUCCAGAUCUUUGAUUUCUCCCUCACUGAGAAAGAGAUGAAAGAAAUUGAAGCCCUGAACAAAAACGUUCGUUAUGUGGAGCUGUUAAUGUGGCGUGACCAUCCAGAGUAUCCCUUCAGCGAUGAAUACUGAAAACAAGGUGUGUUCGAGCAGGUUCCUAACUCAGUGCCAUUAGGCUUCGCUGAAAGAGACUCAGUGUUUGGUGCUUUGACUUUAUGGGAGACUGUUGAAAUCUGCAUUAAAAACAUUACAUUUGCUUCCUCUUA